Drosophila willistoni is the source of this 711-nucleotide messenger RNA. It is a transcript of the gene mRpL18, whose product is annotated as 39S ribosomal protein L18, mitochondrial. The record is from RefSeq and is a predicted model, not a curated record. Gene Ontology annotation, molecular function: structural constituent of ribosome; 5S rRNA binding. Lineage: Eukaryota; Metazoa; Arthropoda; Insecta; Diptera; Drosophilidae. Gene Ontology annotation, biological process: translation. Bases 68 to 619 code for a protein of 183 amino acids. Gene Ontology annotation, cellular component: ribosome; mitochondrion. The transcript has a single exon.
CAUAAGAAUACUGGAAUUUAAUGAAUAAAAACAAUUCAAUAAUUACUUCUAUCUAUAUACAGACGAAAUGUCCCGCAGUGCCCGUCCUUUGACUUCAGCCCGUGUGCUGCAUAAGAUUAAGGCUCUCACGUCACAGCCGUCUGUCAAUGAAGCCGGAAACUUUGCGACCAACAGAAAUCCUAGAAAUUUGGAGCGACUACGUAUAGCCUACAAGCCUGUGGGUUAUCAUCUAGAGAAACCGGGACGCUCGUAUUGGCACACACUGGAGAUUAACAGUAGCGGGCGUUAUGUCAGUGCCGAUGUCAAGCAUUUCGAGAAUGGAGUAAUCCUCUCGGCCAGCACCUCCGAAUGGGCGAUUAAGCAACAAUUGUAUAAGACUAACGAUACGGCUGCCUAUGUCAAUCUAGGACGAGUCCUGGCCCAACGUUGCCUGCGGGCAGGCAUCACAGAGAUGACAUGUCAGGUGGAGGCGCCAGUGAAGGGCAGCAAACUGGAUAAACUUUUGCAAACUGUCCAAGAGAAUGGUGUUUCAUUUGAGGAGCCUUCCCGGCUGGAUAAUACCCAACCCUGGGAUGCUCAGCGGCAAGAAAAACCCUGGGAAGUCUUCGAAGAGAAAUAAAAUAAAACUACAUUUUAAGUUACGUUUCGCUACGUUUUUUGUUAUUGUUUAAUUUUAUCUAAAAUUAAAGCGAAUCAUAUUUAUAGCGCUUA